AUGGAUAGUCAAGCAGGUUCCAUUGUUAUGCAGCAACAGCAAUCUCAAGUUCUCUCAAAUGGUAAUAGCAGCCAGUGUUAUGCUUCAUCAUCUAUGUUGCCGUCAAAUUCUCCAACGCUUGAAAAUGAUGGUGAAAUUAAAGCAACAAACUUGAUUAUCAAUUAUUUGCCACAAAAUAUGACUCAAGAAGAAGUGCAUGCGUUGUUUUCGACCCUUGGCGAAAUUGAUUCCUGCAAACUCGUACGCGACAAAGUUACUGGUCAGAGUCUUGGUUACGGUUUUGUUAAUUAUCUCCGUCAAGAAGAUGCCUACAAGGCUGUCACUUCAUUAAAUGGUCUCAGGUUACAAAACAAAACCAUAAAGGUGUCAUUUGCGCGGCCGAGCAGCGAAUCUAUCAAAGGAGCCAAUUUAUAUGUGAGUGGCCUGGCUAAAACGAUGGGCCAACUUGAUUUAGAAGCACUUUUCAAACCUUUUGGGCAGAUCAUCACAUCACGAAUCCUCUCCGAUAAUGUUACUGGGAUAUCAAAAGGUGUUGGUUUUGUGCGUUUUGAUCGGAAAAGCGAAGCUGAAGAUGCUAUCGAAAAAUUGAAUGGAAAAAUUCCAGCUGGUUGCACGGAACCCAUAACUGUUAAAUUUGCAAACAGCCCUGCAGCAAAUGCCCAAAAGGCACAACUUCAGAUAGCCCAAGCAGCAUCAGCGUUAAUGCCUCUUGCCCUUUUGAGUUCAAUUUCUACAACAUCUGGGCGUCGAAUUGGUGCCGGUCCAAUACACCACACACCGCAAGCAGGACGUUUCCGCUAUACGCCACUAGCUGGAGCUCCUGGUACAACAACUGCAACUACAGCUACGACAUCGAGUCCUGAGCUGAUUACCACACAAUUAUUGCAAAUGGCUGCUGCUACUGGUACUAGCACCUCACCAGUCCAGCUUGCUGCACUAGCAAAUUCGACAUGUGGGAGUGUUGUUGGUACUGGAUGGUGUAUUUUUGUGUACAAUCUUCCACCUGAAACGGAAGAUGCUGUAUUAUGGCAACUUUUCGGACCAUUUGGCGCUGUUUUAAGUGUUAAGAUAAUAAAAGAUUUUUCGACUGGAAAAUGUAAAGGAUAUGGCUUUGUAACAAUGGGACAAUAUGAAGAUGCCGUUACAGCAAUUACUUCACUGAACGGAACGCAACUGGGUAAUCGAACUCUUCAGGUGUCUUUCAAGUGUCAAGCGGUAUCGUCAGCAACCCGUAAACAUUGA
Messenger RNA from Cercopithifilaria johnstoni, 1242 nucleotides. The record is from the annotation of a GenBank genome assembly. Lineage: Eukaryota; Metazoa; Nematoda; Chromadorea; Rhabditida; Onchocercidae.